This is a messenger RNA of Amyelois transitella, 1237 nucleotides long. RefSeq lists its product as uncharacterized. The transcript has a single exon. The annotation marks the transcript as partial. The record is from RefSeq and is a predicted model, not a curated record. Lineage: Eukaryota; Metazoa; Arthropoda; Insecta; Lepidoptera; Pyralidae.
AAGGAUUCUUCUUUGGAGGAUGACCGGAAUUCCUCUCCAUCACUACUAACUAAUAUAAUCAACACAGCUGAUGAACAAGGUUAUGAUCAUUCAUUUCCAUCCAUCAGUUCUUUGCCAAUAAUAUCUCCAUUGUCGAACAUUCCAUCAGUCACACCGUCAUUCAUACUCAAUCAAAUAAGUGGCUCACCUCAACAAUCUCCUCAAAACGUUGCUCCAUCACAGCAGUCUCCACAAACUAUAGCCUCAUCACCACAUCCAACACGUGCUCUUAGGAGACCAAACAUUGUUCGUAGACCUCGUCGUGUUGUCAACAAGAGAAUAGCAUUACAUUUUCAAUGGACAAAGAGACAUUUCCAACAUCGUGCAGAACUAGAGCCAGAUGUUUUUGUAAGUCCACUACCAGAUGAAAAAUUCCCACUAGAAUAUUUUAGCGACUUUUUGUCUGACGACAUUUUAGAAGAUACUUGUCAAUUUACAAAUAUGCAUGCCGUUCAGACAACCGGCCGAUCUUUAAACUUAACUGUUGACGAGAUGCACGAAUUUUUUGCAAUAAAUUUGAUGAUGGGUGUGAUGACUAUGACUUCGUAUCUUGAUUAUUGGAAUACCGAAACACGCUAUCCAUUGAUUGCAGAUAUAAUGCCACUGAAACGGUAUCAGCAAAUACAGAGACAUUUACACUUCGUAGACAAUAAUCAAGUUAACUCUGACCCCUAUUUCAAAAUACGACCUUUUUCUGAAAAAAAUCGACAAAACUGCCUAAAAGUCGAAGAAGAUAGUCGAUACAGCAUUGACAAAAUGAUAAUUCCCUUCAAGCAAGUAGUGGUACCCAUCAAUUUUUUCGCAGCUUAUUAAUAUAUGCGUAAAUAACGCGUGGUUGACAUACAGGCGUGAUAACAAAAGAAGAGGAGAAAAAAGUAUAAGGGCCUGAAGAAAUUUCGGCUGGAAAUUUUUAAGUCUUUAUUAAAGAAAGGAAAAUCAAUGAAAAAUAUCAAUGUGGAAGAUUUGCCCACAGCUGAAAUAAUACAAAAGCCAAAACGCUCUAGAUCUAUCAGAUGAUGUGCGUUAUGACAAAAUUGACCAUUUCCCUCCACAUGGUACAGAGUUGUUGAGAUUGGAUGACAUUCAAUCCUGGUAAAGAUAUUACCAUAUAGAAUGUUGCUGAGUUUGCAAAACAUGGAUAUUACUCCGCCUUUAACAUGCAAAACAUUGCGUCGGGUUUCAAAAGUACAAGAAUUUA